Messenger RNA from Cuscuta europaea, 1950 nucleotides. Lineage: Eukaryota; Viridiplantae; Streptophyta; Magnoliopsida; Solanales; Convolvulaceae. The record is from the annotation of a GenBank genome assembly.
AAGAGGGAAAGCCUACCGCUACAAAGAAACCAACCCCCUGCGGAACUCUUUUCUCCCCCACAUUUGCCUACAAAUAUGGCAAGUCUUUGUUAACUUUCACACGACUACUUCUUCUUCUUCCUUAGCCGCUGGCUUUUUCAAUCCUAUGUCGGUUUCUUUUUGAAAUCUGGAAGAUCCGUUUGUGGACUUUAAUGCCAAUUUGAAAUAUAAUUAUUUCUUGAUUGCAGAAACUCCAUUAAACCCCAUCCCCCAUUCUUCUGCCAAAAAAGUCACCGAGAAUAUCUAAUUUCUAUAUUCCCAAGGCAAUAUGCAAUGGCUUUAGUUGUUUAAACAAUCAGAUUCUGAUGUUUUAAGGUGGAACCUUGAACUCUACAGGUUUCAAGUUCUGAGGUUGAACCUUCAAUCUCAAUGGGGGAAGCUCCAGCUUUUGUUGCAGAAAAUGGGGUUGGAGAUCGUGACAGUGCAGUUUAUAUAAAAUCUAAGGAAAACAAAAUAGCCAUUGAUAUUGGCAGCAAAACAUAUGUGCUUAGUGGUGUUGCUGAUCAUGAACCAAUGUCAACAAUUGAAGUUCAGAUUUAUGAAAAUUCCAUUGGAAAGUGGAUAAACUCAGCUGUUAUGGGAACCACCCCCAAGGCAUCUAAUAAGGGCUUCUCAGCGUUCCUUUUAAAUGGUGAAAGGAUAUUGGUUAUCAUGAAGAAUUCAACCCUCUCUGACCGCUUUUGGUUUCUUGAGGUGAAUACCCCUUUUGUUAGAGAACAGCAGAAGAACUUUGAAACACAAGUGGUAGCCUGGAGCAAAGGAGUAUUAGGUCAUGCUGAGAGGCCAAUUGUUAUCAGUGGUCCUUCUGGAGUGGGGAAGGGAACAUUGAUAUCCAAAUUAAUGGAAGAAUUUCCAUCCAUGUUUGGAUUUUCUGUUAGUCAUACUACCAGGGCACCUAGAGUGAAGGAACAAGAUGGUGUUCAUUACCAUUUUUCUGAACGAAGUAAAAUGGAGGAAGAGAUAAGGGAUGCGAAGUUUCUUGAGUAUGCCACUGUUCAUGGGAAUCUAUACGGAACUAGUGUAGAAGCUGUUGAAGUGGUUGCUGAUUCUGGAAAGAGAUGCAUACUUGACAUUGAUGUUCAAGGAGCAAAGUCUGUGAGGGCUAGUUCUCUUGAAGCCAUUUUCAUAUUUAUCACCCCCCCUUCAUUUGAAAAGCUUGAGCAGCGCCUUCGGGCAAGGGGAACCGAGACCGAAGAACAGAUCCAAAAGCGUCUCCGGAAUGCUAAGGAAGAGCUUGAGAAAGGGAAAUCCCCCGGCCUCUUUGAUCAUAUAUUGGUCAACGAUGACCUUGAGAUUUGCUAUCAGUCCCUCAAGGCUAUACUGGGACUUGGUGAAGGCCUCAAGAACCCAGAUAAAACGAGUCCAAAAUUAGUUGACUUGCCCAUGGAGAGUCAUGCGUCAAUUGUUGAUCAGAAGAAGAUACUGAUAAACUGCGAUCUUGCAGAAAAGGAAAGCACCGUGUGUAAAAGGUUUAUUUUGGACUUGUCACUGCUCAAGGGCGGAGCACCAGGACGAACAAGAGGACUAAACCUUCACGUCAUUGAUUCCCCCUUCUACAGAUGAUGAACUACCCUCCUAGUCAAGCUAACCUUUGCAAGACUGGAACUGAAACCUUAAUCAGUUUUUGGGUUUUUAGUUUUUUUUUUUCCAGUGACCAUAAUCAAUAGAGAGAGAAAAGAUAGGGGUUUAGCGGGAUUCUUAUUAGGGAUAGCCUCGGACCGGGUGAACUGGAACCGGCCUGAACCGGCACUGUUCCGGCCCGGACUGGCCCGGUCCACGGUUCGUUGACCGGUUCGGGCCAACUGGCCCGGCACUGUACAGGGGCGGUUCACGGGCCUUGCUUUUGAUGAUUAUUCUUUUUCUUUAAAAAUAUAUACGGAAUGGGCUCAGAGUUGUCGGCCCAAAUUUGAC